GAUGACUCCACGCUACAUCCUGCAUCAAGCACAUUUCACCAAAUUCACAAGAUAUAACCAGUUGAUACCCCCUUCCCGGACCCCUUUCCCUUUUUACGACUCUUUGGCAAGUUUCUUCACAAAGUUGCCGAGUUGAAGAUCUAGUCAGCUCAUUUUCAAGACAUGCCCACCCUUCCUAACGUGGAAGCGACUUCUGGCGCAACCAAGCCAUCUGGAUACGAUUUCCCCCCCAUUACAAGGGAUCACAUAUUGCACUGUUCAUACGACUACUGGUUUCCCACAUACCGUACAUCUUGCAUUAAGUCCAGAUUUGUCCCACUUACACCAGAAUUUCUUGAGUACAUCCGAGAGGACGGCAUUCUGUUGGCAGACGACGACCAGGAAGAUGAUGACGAUGACGUGGAAUGGGAAGUCGGCCCCUCGAGCGCAAGUGCGCCACCGCGAAAAGACGACUCGGAUUCGGAGUCGGACAGCGAUGAAGAGGCGCCGGCGCCGCUCCCACCCAACCAAAGAUUCCCAGAGCUACACCAGGCAAUAAAGGACAAGAUCGCAGAAGUAGGAGGCGCCGCAGCGCCGAAGCUGAACUGGACGGCCCCAAAAGACGCGGCAUUCAUAUCACCACACCAGAACACCAUCAAGUGCACCAGCCCAAACGAUGUCUAUCUUCUCCUGAAAAGUUCCAACUUCAUCACCUACGACCUGGAGCACGCCUUUGAUGACUGCACACCUACCCCAAACAACGCAAACGCCACGCCUUUCAAGCCAGUUUUGGUGCUUCGAUCUUUCUUCAACCCUCAUACAGCCCUCGAGUUCCGGUGUUUCGUGAAGCACCGGAGCCUCGUCGGCAUAACCCAGCGCGAUCUGAAUUACUACGAGUUUUUGAAACCCCUGCGGGCUGCUAUAGUAUCCAAAAUCGACGAGUUUUUCAACCAUAAACUGCGGUAUACCUUCCCAGAUGGCAACUUCGUCUUUGAUGUCUACAUCCCCGAGGGCGAGGAUGAGCCCCUGGGACGGGUUCGGUUGAUCGACAUCAAUGCAUGGGCACCCCACACAGACAGCUUGCUAUUUGGUUGGAACGAGCUGCUCGAGAUGAUUGUCCCAGGACCUUUGUUGGGAGUCUCUGAUGGCGCAGACAAUGUCGGGGUACGGCCUGAGUCCGAUGAGACUAGCGACGAAGACGACGAUGAUGAUGACGACAACGCCGAGGAGGAGGAUUUCGUGCCUGAGCUGCGGCUUAUCGAGCAAGAUGAUCCAUCAGCGUGUAACUUUAGCUCGACGCCGUAUUCGGCGCAUAAGCUGCCGAAGGAUGUCGUGGAUGCCGCUUCAGCCGGUCAGGGUGGCAUGAUGGAGUUUGCGAAGAAGUGGAAGGAGAUGGUUGAGUACAGGGAGAAUAUCGCGGCAUGGGAAAAGGAAGAAAGGGCAUAAAUAUGAGCUGUCUCAUACAUAGAAGAGAUGACAGAGCCGUACAGAUUAUGAUACUCUCCGUGUGUAUGUGAAGCUUGCAUGUCAUAGACCUACAUUGAGGAGAACAAUUUUGGAACAGAAAUCAAGGUAAUAUUGAUAAAAAUAGAAACGUCCCACUCUCAAAUGAUGGGAAAUAUGAAACAGUUG
Pseudomassariella vexata is the source of this 1611-nucleotide messenger RNA. Its product is annotated as cell division cycle protein. The record is from RefSeq and is a predicted model, not a curated record. Bases 163 to 1425 code for a protein of 420 amino acids. NCBI's taxonomy places the organism in Eukaryota, Fungi, Ascomycota, Sordariomycetes, Amphisphaeriales, Pseudomassariaceae. Gene Ontology annotation, cellular component: cytoplasm. The transcript is spliced from 2 exons.